Messenger RNA from Engraulis encrasicolus (European anchovy), 1188 nucleotides. RefSeq lists its product as uncharacterized. The coding region runs from base 1 to 1188 and encodes 395 amino acids. The transcript has 8 exons. Lineage: Eukaryota; Metazoa; Chordata; Actinopteri; Clupeiformes; Engraulidae. The record is from RefSeq and is a predicted model, not a curated record.
AUGGUUACACCAAAUUGGACACACCCACCCUUUGAAUCUCCUGCUGGAGCAUUGCCUGGCUGGGAGUGGGACCCGUCAGCAGCGGCAGCAGUCAACCAUGUCGUUGUGAAAAUUUAUCCUUUAUAUGAUAUCCACACUGAGGUGACAUUCUUAGAGGGCUCAUCUUCAUCAGACUGGUCACCAUCAUCAUCAUGUGCAUCCCCAGGGUCAUCAUCAGGUACUGACUCAACAGUGAUACUGGAAUCUACAAAGACUGAGAGAAGACAGCUUAUUGAAGGACCCCUGGAUGUCAAUGUUGCAAGAGAUAUUGUUAGAGCUGCUCUUUGUUCAAAGCCCAGUGGAAAAGAAAUAUUGGAAGAGUACGAGAAAGCAAGCACCCUCAGUGAUGUUACAAGAAGAAAGAUGGUCAACAUUCUUGUGGCAGAUAUGGUUGAGUACCAUGGGAGGGUACCUCAGGUAAAUGUGCGGAACCUCUAUGCACUUGGGAUUACAACACUGUUCCCGAAAUUGAGUGACCCAGAUUCCAAGAAUGGCUAUGAACAUUUUUAUGAUCAUCAGAGUGGUUCGGGUUAUCUAGCGUGGAGGCUGAAAACUGUUCAGCGGACCUCUGCUCAAGACCGCAAAAAAUCCAAGACAACUUUCCAAGAGGGCCCAAAGACUCCACGCAGUAUCCAUUCAGAUGAGAGGCAGUUGACCGGGGAGGAAUGUAGGGAAGCCAUAUUGGCGAUGAAACACUCAAGUGAUGCAAUCCUUGUCAGAAAUAAGAUGAAGGCCACAUUCCAGCACAGACAAAGAGUCCUUCAAGACCCAGAAAGUGCCUCUACUGUCCUUAAUCUCUUUCCCAGAUUCUUAGAUACACCUGGUUUGAUUGACCAAGAUUUCUCAAUGAUCUUUGGUGAGGAGGUGUCUGGUAAAUUCCUCUCCAAGUGGCCAACCUUUUUCAAACCGAGAGUCAUCGCAGAUUGCUGCAAGAACCUAACUCCGAGUCCGCAUGUUGAUGAGCUGCUUCUGUCUGCACAACAUAAGUCUGACGAUUGUGUCUGGCAUUCUGAGGAGUGGGAUUCUGAGAUGGCUGCCAUCCUGCUUCUGCUUCACCUCCUGCCUCCAACAGUUAAAGGGAAGAAGAGUGGCAAGAUGAGUGCGUCGGAGGCUACUCGACGCCUGAUUAAGUUCAUGAAGGUAUUAUAA